Molecule: messenger RNA, 1653 nt
Organism: Henningerozyma blattae CBS 6284
Lineage: Eukaryota; Fungi; Ascomycota; Saccharomycetes; Saccharomycetales; Saccharomycetaceae
Gene: RKM1
Product: protein-lysine N-methyltransferase
Exons: 1
Coding region: 1-1653 (550 amino acids)
Biological process (GO): peptidyl-lysine monomethylation
Molecular function (GO): protein-lysine N-methyltransferase activity; protein binding
Source: RefSeq, a predicted model, not a curated record
AUGUCAGAAUCUCAAAUUGUUAAUGAUUUGAUCAGUUGGGGUGAAAAAAAUGGGAUAAAAAUUACCAAAGGUUUAAAAUUUGUUAAUUUACCAAAUAAGGGAAUUAGUUGUAUAGCAAGUGAAGAAUUAGGUGGUCAACAACCUAUUAUUGAAGUUCCAUCAGAUAUAAUAUUUUGUAGUAAACAAAUCCAAGAAUUUUUACCGGGAAUUGAAAUUGAUUCUCAGGAUUCCAAUACAUGUUUAAAGAUUAUUCUUUGUAAAUUGAAAUUUGACACAAAAGAUUCGAAUAGCCCUCAUCGAUUUGAACCAUAUAUUAAUGCUCUACCUGAAAUUAUUGAUAGUCCAUUAAAUUGGAAUGAAGAUGAAUUGAAGUUAUUGCAAAACACUAAUUUAGGUAAUUGUCUAAAAGAACGAUUUCAAAACGUUUAUGAUGAAUGGUUUAAAUUUUUAGAAAAAUAUCAAAAUUAUCAAGAGUUUGAAACACAAUCUGAAACAAGUUGGUACAAUUUCUCGAAUUUUUUAUGGGCCCAUUUAAUUAUUACAUCGAGAUCAUUCCCGGAAUAUAUCAUCAACCCUAAUUGUCCAAGGGAUUCAGUGAUGUUAUUACCAGUUCUUGAUUUAUUAAAUCAUUCAAAUUAUAGUAAAGUGGAAUGGGAUGGUAAUAAGGGAGGGAAUUUCAUUUAUAAAAAAUUAGAUUUGCAAGAAAUUGAAAUCGGUGAUGAAAUUUAUAAUAAUUAUGGUGGUAAAGGCAAUGAAGAAUUAUUGAAUGGAUAUGGAUUUGUCAUUGAAGAUAAUUUAUUUGAUUCAGUAUUAUUAAAGAUUAAAAUCGAUAAUGAAACGAUAACAGAUAUGGCAAAUCGAGGUAUCAAGAUUCCUCAAUUGGAGGAUUAUACGUGGUUUGCAUUUGACAAACCCAAAGAAGGGGAACCUGUGGCCCCCUCACUCCAAGGAGAAGUUAUUUUUUUAAUUAACAAGCAUCAUGAUGAAAGUAUUCAAGACAUGAUCAACAUUUUUGCCUUUUUGAAUCGAAAGCAAAUCCAUGAAGAUUUUGCCCAACCUAUAAACCAACUAGAAGGGAUUCAAAUGUUAAGAAAUGCUAUUGAAUAUAAAUUGAUGAAACAUCAAGAGCCAAUAACUAAUGCAAAAGAUGAUGAUGAUAAGGAGAAACAGAAGAUUAAUGAAUAUCGGAAAAAAUGUAGUGAAAUAUAUAGAAAUGGUCAAAUUUCUAUUUUCAAAGAAGUUAUAGGGAAAUUGAAAAAAUUGGAAAAAACCAUUUUAAAGUCGGGUAAAAAAUUACUCACAAUGGAUAAGAUUAUUAAAAACGACCAAGAAUUUAUUGAACGUGAAUUGCAAGAGUUUUUCCGUGGCAAAGAAAUUGUUUUUGAAACUCAUAUGGAAAUCCUGGUUAUAUGGAUUCUGGUCAAGAUCCGGAAUAAUAGUUUUCCCGUCAAAUGUGGAUGGGUCCAAAAGAUGUAUGAUAGCCAAGAGGGGUUGUUAUUUUAUUCGGAUAAUGAAAGCGACGAGUUCUAUCAGAGAUUAGAUUUGCACGAGCAAAUUACGGCAGAGGCUUGUAAUCGGGGUUUCCAUUUUAUUAAGAGCAAUGUAUAUACUAGAAUAAGUAAUGACGAGUGUAUAUUUAUAGGAGAAUUCUAA